AUGUACAAUGUGCAUCCAAAAACAGUCAGAAGAAUUUGGAAGCAAGCAAGGGCACAAAAAGUGGCAUUCCAAAGAUACAACAUGGCAACAAAGGCAAAAAAUGCUGGCAGGAAACGCAUUCAAGUUGAACAAGACACAAUCACAAGCCUAACCAUGGGGGACAUAACAUGCAUUAGGGAUUUGGCAGAGAUGCUAGAUAUUGGACCAACAACACUUUGGAGAAUGAUAAAAAGGGGUGAUGUUAGGGCACACACAAAUCCCCUACAUCCGGGGUUGCAAAACCCCAACAUGCUACAAAGGGUCAAAUGGGUCAUAGAUUUACUAGAAGGGGACAAUCCACAAACAAAGAGGCAAUACCAACCAAUGUUUGAUUUUGUGGAUAUUGAUGAAAAGUGGUUCUACUUGAGCAAAAAAACACAAAGGGUGUAUUUGGGGAAGCAUGAAAGGGGCAAAUACAGAUCGGGAAGGUCAAGCAAAUUCAUACCAAAGGUAAUGUUCACAGCAGCAGUUGCAAGGCCUAGAUUCAAUGCUCAAAAUGAAUGCACAUUUGAUGGAAAAUUGGGGAUCUUUCCAUUCACUUAUCAAGAAGCAGCAAAGAGGAAUUCAAAAAACAGAGACAAGGGGACAAUGGUGACUAAAGUAGUUGAAUCAGUCAGAAAAGAAGAGACAAGGGACAUGCUCAUCAAUCAAAUUGUUCCAGCAAUCAUGCAAAAAUGGCCUCCAAGUGAAGGGCCAAAAACAAUAUUUAUACAACAAGACAAUGCAAGACUCAAUCUGAUGCAAUAUGGCAACAAGCACAUCAACAAGGUGACUUCACUUUCAUUCUAG
Spinacia oleracea (spinach) is the source of this 828-nucleotide messenger RNA. RefSeq lists its product as uncharacterized. The coding region runs from base 1 to 828 and encodes 275 amino acids. NCBI's taxonomy places the organism in Eukaryota, Viridiplantae, Streptophyta, Magnoliopsida, Caryophyllales, Amaranthaceae. The record is from RefSeq and is a predicted model, not a curated record. Gene Ontology annotation, molecular function: nucleic acid binding. The transcript has a single exon.